This is a messenger RNA of Cladophialophora yegresii CBS 114405, 1293 nucleotides long. RefSeq lists its product as uncharacterized. Lineage: Eukaryota; Fungi; Ascomycota; Eurotiomycetes; Chaetothyriales; Herpotrichiellaceae. Gene Ontology annotation, molecular function: FAD binding. The record is from RefSeq and is a predicted model, not a curated record. Gene Ontology annotation, biological process: secondary metabolite biosynthetic process. Bases 1 to 1293 code for a protein of 430 amino acids. The transcript has 3 exons.
AUGCCGUCAGCCAUCGAUCGUCCCCCUUUGACUGUCGCCGUGAUAGGCGGCGGCAUUGGUGGCCUCUGUACGGCUCUGUCUCUCAAACAUCAUUGCGGAGAUCUCGUCGAUAUCGAUGUUUACGAACAAGCGCCGCAAUAUAAGGAAAUCGGCGCUGGCGUCGGCAUUGGUGUCAACGCCGCAAAGCUGCUGCAUAAAAUCGGCCUCGGCGAGAACGUGGCGCACAUUGCUGGUAAGCGUAGCGGCAUUUGGAUUAUGUUCCGAAAAUUCGACGACGGAUCAGAAGUCGUGACGGUACCCUCGGUCGACACAGAGGAAGUCAAGCAGCUGCCGGUCCAUCGAGCGGAGUUCCUGGAUCUGCUGGUGGAUGUCGUGAAACAGCGAAAUGCCGCAAGGAUGCAUACCAACAAGCGUUGUCGAAAACUCACAGAACAAGGAGAAGAGGUUCUGAUCGAAUUCGAAGAUGGAUCCGAAGCAAAGGCGAACCUGGUCAUUGGUUGCGAUGGCAUACAUUCUGCCGUCCGAGCACAAUUCACGAGUGACAACCCCGAGUACAGUGGGAGAAUUGCAUAUCGAGGAUUGGUCCCAAUUUCUGAAAUCGAGAGCUGGUGGGGCUUUCCAACAUACUCGGUGACAUGGUUAGGGAAGAAUAGGCAUUUCCUGUGCUUUCCGAUAUCGCAAAACCAGACGUUGAACAUUGUGGCCUUUGUUGCCGAGGAUGAGGAGAACCUGGGCGACCUCAGGGAGAGCUGGACGGAGAUCGGGAAAAGAGAGGACGUCUUCGAGGCAUUCAAAGGAUUCGAGGAGAGGGUACAGAAGGUCAUCCAGCUGAUGCCGGAACAACCAUCAAAAUGGCUGAUAAACGACCGAAAACCGCUCGAUGAAUGGGUGUAUCUAGGUGGCAAGGCCGUGCUUCUCGGGGAUGCUGCUCAUGCAAUGACUCCUCACCAAGGCGCCGGUGCAGGUCAGGCUAUUGAGGACGGAUACAUCCUUGGCCGGGCACUCCAGGACUACUUUCAAUCUUCGUCUCCGAAAGAAGGCGCCCUCGAGGCUUGGGCUAAGCUGUACCAGGACGUGCGCCUUCCCAGAGCACAAAAGGUCCAGCGGGGAUCUCGCGAUGCCGUUGAGAUUUACCAGGCGCAAGCGGAUGUUAUGAAGGAUCUGCCUUUCGAUGAGUGUGUGCCAGAAAUACACAAACGGGUCAUCAACAGGAUGAAGUGGAUUUGGACCGACGACAUCGAUGCCGAAUACGAUGAAGCAGUCAAGACUCGGAAGGAAGCAGGGACAUUGUAG